AUGCAGAUGAUUGAUAAACUAAUAUCAGUAACGCGUGAAUCGAAUUGGGAUGAAGCGGAACGUAUUUUGGUGGAUUAUUGGACACAACAAUGUCCACUCAUUUGUGCACCCACAAAGGAUCCAUCGUUUGAUUUUAAGAUCGAUGAAAAUACAUUCAAUGAAAAGCUGCUUCAUCCUAUUGCUUGUGCAUAUUGUUUGGAUAGAAAUGUUGGAAUGGAUUUAACGCCACUCAAUGCAUCAUACGGGUCGAAAUCAAGUGCAAAUCGUCGAAGUGCUUUCUGUGGACAUGUUUUUAGGGGUGGAGAAGCGACGUAUUCAUGCAAAGAAUGUGCUUGUGAUCCUACAUGUGUUAUGUGUUAUCAAUGCUUCCUAAAUUCCGCUCAUAAAUCACACAGAUAUGGAAUGUGGGCAUCCAAUGGAAAUGGCUGCUGUGACUGUGGUGAUGUGGAAGCUUGGAAAGAGCAUCCGGCAUGCAAAUUACAUGAAGUGCUACGAAAUGAUGAGCAUGAUUCGCAGGUGACUGAUGUACCAGCAGAAAUUACAGAACAAGUCGAAACACGUAUACGUUCACUAACACGCAUUGUACUUCGAUUCUCGACGAGAAUUAUCUGUUGGCGUGAUGAAAACACAUUGCCAACAUUUCUAAAAGAGAAAGAAACGGAUAGCAUUUUGCCGCUUUAUCAGACCAUUUUGUUAAAUGAUGAAACUCAUACUUUUGACUCAGUAAUCAGGGCAUUAAACCUUUCUAUACAUUGUAAUCAGCUACAAGCAAUGCAAUUAGCUACUGUAAUUGAUCGUGAAGGUCGUGCUUCUGUUCGCAAUGGUAAUAUUGAUUACUGUAUAAAGGCAAAAGAUGAAAUUCAGAGGCGUACUCAAAGGGAUUCAAAUCAUCGAACAGAAAAGAGUGGUCCGUUAGAUGUGCGUGUUAUCGAUAGUCGAUUUAUCUCACUGCAGAAUUUUGCAGUGCGUCUAAUUGGAUGGUUGACGAAUCAAACACGUCAUUUUCCGGCUUUAGCCCUUACGGUGUGUGAAAUAUUAUUAAAUGAAAAAAUUGAGCUGCAAGCAGGCAAUGAUAGCACAGGAGAAGUGGAUCAAACGCUUAUGGCUCAUAUAAUGAGAUGUGAUAGUGCGCUAUGGAAAGGUGCAAGAAUAGGUUUUCAUCAGUUGAUUAUGGCAACAAUAUUGAUGAAUAACGAGCAGAAAAAAGCUUUCUCAAAAUUAUAUGUCCGAUUGUACAAAAAGAUAUACGAUGACUUCAUUGAUGAUGAUCACGAUCAAUCGGUAUCCAUCACUGCCUUAACCGUUCAGAUUUUUACCGUACCUACAAUAGCGCGUAUGUUGAUUGCUGAGGAAUCAGCUUUCCAAGUUGUGUUCGAUACACUGGUGAGCCAGUGCAGGAAAUAUCUCAAAACACCAAACAAAAUGAAAUUUGAUUUUUCUGCACGGUCAUAUCCUCAUGCACUUCGACGCGCUUUAUAUAUGCUCAGUGAUCAGCGAUAUCUCUUGUCUGUUGUCCCUUCAGAGCAGGAAUGGACACCUUCGUUACGUGAAAAUUUCCUUUGUGGAUGUUCCUCCCUUAUACGGUUUCUUUCUUUUAUGCAGGGUAUGAAUGAAGUUCGUCGUCAAACUACAGAGCAUCAAGUUUGGGAGCAGGAAUGGGAGACUGCUUUUAAUAUUCAAAUCAAAUUACAACACGUCCUUACACUCAUCAUUUGUUGGGCUAAUUCGGAUGAAAUUGUCCAUAAUCGUCUCAUGGUUCAACUUAUUAACGAGCUGGAAGCGAUAGCUGAUCAAAAUCCUGACUUUGCAAAUAAGAUUGUUGUAGAAGUAAAUGGUAUAAAAGCAACCUCCAUACCGUUUGAUUUGUCAUAUGGUUCACUUUCGGUGCAUCAACCUCUUUGGCGACUUUUAGCCGGUUUAUUCACCGCACAGCAGUCAUUGCUUCAAAAAAUUUGCAUUAGAAAUGAGGCAGAAAAAGUCCCCGAAGGAAUGAUCAAUUUAAGAGGGAAGCGUGCACUUCUAAUGGAAAUGCCACUACGGGUUUUUGUACUUUGUUCGCAAUCACAGGCGCAAAUGUGGCGAAGAAAUGGGUUUUCAUUGGUAAAUCAGAUCCACAAUUAUUCUGCACCGACUUGUCGUGCGGAAAUGUUCGAUAGAGAUGUUAUGAUGUUACAGGUUUGUGCUGCAGUGACACCGCCUGACACAUUCAUUAUAAGAGUUCUGCAUCGAUUUGGUUUGCGAGUUUGGGCUGAAACAAAUUUCGAGGAAAUUCGCGCAGCUAUCAGCAAUGUAGCAUCUGAUGAUUUGAGCAAAUGUACGGUUACUUUAGCUGAGGAAAUGCUUCACUUAUUAAUCAUUAUUAUUGGAGAGCGUUACAUGCCGGGUGUUGGAAAAUCAACAAUGAAAGCGUUACUGCGGCGUGAGGUUCUCCACGUCCUUGCUACAAAGCCAACACCUUUCAGUAAGAUUGAACGUGCAAUGCCAGUAAAUCAACUUUUCGCGGAACUUUCUGUGGAAGAAGCGGCUAAAAGUGUAGGAGAUUUCAGGAAACCAACGAAGACAUCACCGGGUAUUUUCCUAUUAAAAGAUAAUGUAAGAAGUGAGUACAAUGCAUUCUUUUAUCACUAUUCGAAAACGGAUGUUUCAAAUGCUGACCAGUAUCGACAAAAGUAUGCUGACAAAGCGCUUAAAAAAGAGGUAGCAAUAGCAGCACCACCGAUGCCACCACAAUUUGAACCGUUUUAUGCGCCUAUCAUAAAUCUUUUGCGCAGCAAAAUGAUGAUGCAGCUGAUACGUAUCGUUCUUGAGAGGGCAGCGCGAAGAAGUCGCUACUCAAGUGAUGGCCUACUGCAUCGAGCGCUUUUCCUUGUGGGAAUGGGCCUUAAUGAGCAGGCCAUGAACAAGAACUUCGACUUCAUCAGUUGUGCUGAAGAGGCUAAUGUAUUUACAGUGAUGAAGAGCUUGACUGGAAAACCUGAAUCAGAACCACAUGCUGAUCUUCUGGGAUAUUUGCUUGAGCGCUAUGAAAAGACGAAAUCACAGAGCAAAGGAACUGUUGUACUGCCGGAACUGAAGUCGGAAGUAUCCGAAUCAGAAAUCAAAGCCAGAAAAGCGGCGAUUGCAGCUAAAAAGCGAAAACAGGCAAUGGAUCAGAUGAAUCGGCUGCAGAAGCAAUUUGUAACACAAAACCAAGAUUUGCUUGGAAGGGAAUUUCUUGAAGGAAAAGAACCUCAAAGACAUGAUGAGGAUGAAGAGCCAUUAGGGAUUUUACCACAAGGGAGCGGUUUUCCGACUUGUUUGGGCAUCGAUCGAAUCACUGCCAGAUGUGAUGAUUGUCGUCGAAUUACAUGUAUUCUAUGCCAGGAAGAUGAAGAUGUUACAGCGGAUGGUCAAGCACUAGUAUGUGCUGCACUUAUGCAAAAAUCAUCACUAUUUGCAAGGCUUAAACAAGAGGAAGAGGCUGCAUCAGAAUUGUCCAAGGUAUUUCUAUCCGCUUCUCUUCGAAAUGGUCCUGGAGCUUCAACAUGUGGUCAUGUAAUGCAUUUUAAUUGCUACAAAAAAUUUUCUGAAUUGCUGAAAGAUCGCGAUCGUGGCCGUAAUCGACAACUCAUGGCAUAUAAUCCGCGUGUGCUUGAUGUUAAUUCUGGUGAAUAUCUGUGCCCGCUAUGCAAACGUCUGAGUAAUACGAUACUACCAAUUCUACCUCCUCUUGCACAAGUUUUCGCGGACAGAAUUGCUCAUAAAGAAAGGCAUAUCGAAUUUGAAGAUUGGAUAAACCGUUUCUUUGGAUUUUUCGAUGGCCUAUGCUCUAUCAGUAAUGACAAAUCAUUCAAAGGUCACAGCAAGAAGAGGUCACAUUCGGAACGGUCAUUGAUGGAAUUAGCUGGUCGAGAAGCCGAAACUGGAAAUACAUUAUCAGCAUCGGCUCCCUCUACAUCCACCAUAUCCUUUAUGACGGAAACGAAUCCAGUUGUGCACCCCAAAUCGGAUGAAUUGAUGGAGGUAGACGAUAACGAAGAAAACGCAGUGAAGACAACUGCGAAAAGGCAAAGUGGCCCUGACGGACGUUUCUUUGCAAUCCUUACGUCUAUUCCGGAUGUAAUGCAUAAAAUCAAAGACAUGCUUACUCAGCCGGAAAAGCAACAGAAUGAUAGUGUGCGAACACAUUUUUCACCAGCGAUUUGGGAUAUGGUGGAUUAUUUCCUGAAACAAACAAAUUUGCAUUUGCAAAAUGACGGAACUUCCGGUUAUUUCAAUCGGGAAAUUGUGGAAGCCGUUUCUACGUUCCAAACAGCUGCAUUUUCACUUCGUUCAAUUGCAGCAGUACUUCGUCGUGGCGAUAAGCCAUUAUUUGGAGCAUGGAAUGCCAGACAGCGUGAGUGUAUAUAUGCAUUGUCACGAAGUUGUGCAGUAGCGACAAUGAAAUGCCACUCAUCAUACUAUUAUCUCCGACUUCUUCUGUUCCAGUUAUUAUCUCCCCUCCUGUCACAUCGAGCAUCUACUGAUCAGAAUCUUGCAAUAGAUCAUGCCGCAGAUUCAAAGCAUCCUGUCGAUCAGUCACUACUGAAAAUACUAGAAACAAAAAAGAAAUCGGAGAUUCAUUUACCAGAAGGGAUAGAACUAAAUAAUAUGACACUUCAUACGGCAGUACUUGAAUUUCUGCGCCCAUUAUCACUUCUUUAUCAUGCACUUACACUUGUGCCACCACCAGAGGCAUUAAAAGAUCCUUUCGUCAAUGAAUUUGAACCUUUAUGUCGUUAUCUUGGUUUCACGCCUAGUCUUGGCGAAUUUUUCAGUAGUCCUUGUGUUGAGAAAUUGUUUACAUUAUGGACAUCAUCGCAAGGAGAUAGGUCUGGGAGAAGUUUCGUACGGCAACCAGUUCUGGAAAACGGAUUUGUGGAGUUGCCGGAAGAUUUUUCAGAACUAAUUAAUUAUGCAGCUAGUUUCAGAUGUCCUUCUAUUCCGAUCGACGAUCGUUCAUCAUCGGCACCAAGUUUAUGCCUUCUUUGUGGUUCAUUGCUUUGCUCCCAGAGUUACUGUUGUCAACGUACAGUAAAUGGUAUUACACUUGGAGCUUGCUCUUAUCAUUUAAAAAUGUGUACUGGAUCCUCCGGUGGUGUGUUUCUUCGAAUUCGUGACAGUCAGAUAGUGCUGUUGACAUCACGUGAACGAGGUUGUUUACUUCCAGCGCCCUAUGUAGAUGGCUAUGGUGAAACAGAUCCAGGAUUUCGACGUGGAAAUCCAUUGCAUCUCAGUCACGAACUUUAUGCGAAGUUGGAAAAUCUCUGGCUUAAUCAAUCAAUAGCGGAAGAAGUAGCGAACCAAUAUGAAAUUGAUCAUCGCAAUAUAGGUCUUGAGUGGCAUCAUUUUUAGAUUUUUUAUAGGAAGCUAAUUUUCGUUCUGUAUGCUCAUACAUUUGAUGUAUUUUGUAUAGUCAUGUACGCGACGAAUAAAUGAUGUUCGG
Loa loa (African eye worm) is the source of this 5464-nucleotide messenger RNA. RefSeq names its product E3 ubiquitin-protein ligase UBR2. The record is from RefSeq and is a predicted model, not a curated record. Gene Ontology annotation, molecular function: ubiquitin protein ligase activity; zinc ion binding. The coding region runs from base 1 to 5373 and encodes 1790 amino acids. The transcript has 43 exons. Gene Ontology annotation, cellular component: ubiquitin ligase complex; cytoplasm. Gene Ontology annotation, biological process: protein ubiquitination; ubiquitin-dependent protein catabolic process via the N-end rule pathway. Lineage: Eukaryota; Metazoa; Nematoda; Chromadorea; Rhabditida; Onchocercidae.